Messenger RNA from Peromyscus leucopus (white-footed mouse), 1071 nucleotides. Its product is annotated as olfactory receptor 1019-like. Gene Ontology annotation, molecular function: G protein-coupled receptor activity; olfactory receptor activity. NCBI's taxonomy places the organism in Eukaryota, Metazoa, Chordata, Mammalia, Rodentia, Cricetidae. The record is from RefSeq and is a predicted model, not a curated record. The transcript has a single exon. Bases 78 to 1004 code for a protein of 308 amino acids. Gene Ontology annotation, biological process: G protein-coupled receptor signaling pathway. Gene Ontology annotation, cellular component: membrane.
UUCUGAGCCUGCCUCCUAUUUCUGUCCCCUCCCUUAGCUGUGUGUGGUCCCUGCAUCUGAACACAACUUGAGCAGACAUGUCCAAUCACACAAGAGUGACUCACUUCAUCCUCAGGGGCUUCUCAGAUGUCCCACAGCUGAGAUUGGUGGUCAUCCCGUUUUUCUUGCUCGUCUACACAUUUGGCCUCCUGGGGAACAGCUCCAUCAUCAUAGCAGUGAUGAGAGACAGUAGGCUUCACUCCCCCAUGUACUUCUUCCUGAAGAAUUUAUCUUUCCUGGACAUGAGCUACACUUCAGCCACCAUCCCCAAGGCAGUGCUUAUAUCCUUCACAGGCUCGGGAGUCAUCUCCUAUUUCAAGUGUGUAGCACAGCUUUACAUAUUUAUCACACUUUCCUCUACUGAAUGCUUCCUGCUCACGGCCAUGGCUUAUGACCGGUUCCUGGCCAUCCUCAGACCACUGCUCUAUGGCACCAUCAUGAGCCAGAAAUGCUGUGUUGAGCUGGUGGUCACUGCCUGGGUGAGUGGGACCAUCUACUCAGCCUUCCACACUUUCAACACCUUCUCCCUCCCCUACUGUGGACCCAAUGUUGUUGAACACUUCUUCUGUGACAUCCCCCCAGUCAUGAGACUGUCCUGCACUGAUUACCGUCUCCAUGAGGAGGUGGGCUUUGCCGUCAGCAGCUGCAUUGUCAUGAGCUCCUUUGCCCUCACGGUCCUCUCCUAUGUGGGCAUCGUGUCCACAGUUGUCCGCAUCCCCUCAGUGGAUGGCAGGUGGAAGGCCUUUUCUACCUGUUCCUCUCACCUGACCACAGUCCUCUUGUUCUAUGGAACUGGAAGCUUCGUGUACCUGAGGCCUGCCUCUCGGUACUCCCCCAUCCAGGGUCGCCUGGCAUCUGUUUUCUACUCUGUCCUCACUCCUUCUUUGAAUCCAGUUGUCUAUUGUCUGAGGAACAAAGACAUGAAGUUUGCUCUGCAGAAACUUUACUGUGGAAGAAAGUCCUGAGUCCUACAAGACUGCGGUGUGUGGCUCUUAGGGGCUGAUGGAUGUUACUGGAGCCAAGUGUUUUACA